Messenger RNA from Phialemonium atrogriseum, 1196 nucleotides. RefSeq lists its product as uncharacterized. Bases 60 to 1196 code for a protein of 378 amino acids. Lineage: Eukaryota; Fungi; Ascomycota; Sordariomycetes; Cephalothecales; Cephalothecaceae. The record is from RefSeq and is a predicted model, not a curated record. The transcript has a single exon.
CCGGAAUCUUCCUCGACUGGAUAGCUCUCGCAUGCCGCUCACAAAUAAUCUCAACCGCAAUGGCCGAAAAACAGCAACCAGUGCCGUCGUACCGGCCAGGCGUACAGCUCGCUAUUGAGAGGCAUACCCCCCCGGACCCGUUUGGGAGGGGCUACAAGAACGCGGAAUGCAUCCGAAAGCCGAUUCGAGGUCUUGAAAAUGACCAGGUUGACCGCACGGCGUUUGCCAUCUCGCAUCCUCCACUCGAGACGGAGCCCCCUCACCUUGAACAAGCCGAGUCCCACGUGCUCACAAUCAUCGAGGACCUGGGCAAACGACGGCGGCUCAAGCGUGGUGGUCCGCGUGUGCUGCGCUGCUAUAUGGACUCUGACCAGUCGGUCCACUAUGUAGCCAAGAUUUACGACGGUGUCUACUAUCCUCUCUCCGACUUUCAGGGCUUUGACUGCAUGUAUCUUGCAGACAAAGACUAUAGCUGCGAAGCUGCCGCCUAUGAAGACAUCCCAUCCAAGCUUCAGGGAACUGCAGUCCCUGAGUACUUCGGCUCGUGGACUUUCUCCCUAGAAUGCAGUCCAUCAUCCAACACUCCUUUCCGUCCAGUGCGCAUGAUCCUCCUCGAAUUCAUCAAUGGCAAAACCCUGUACGACACUGUCCUCCACGCAGGUGCCUGGCCUAAUGGGGACGGCUCGAUUGACCUGUCUGAAGUCGACUACCAGCUGCUUCCUCCAGAGCCAGAGCGUCUCAACGUACUAGCGACCGUGAUUGAGACUGAAGUCGCGCUGUUCCACGCCGGGGUAGUGCACAAGUACACAAGCCUGAGGGACGUGCUAGUCUCGCGCUUGUCGCCAAGCCAUGUCGUCCUCUUUGACUUCUGCACUGCGAUUGUGUAUAGGCGUUGCGAAUGGGGUCGCAGACGUCUGGAGCUCUGGGGCCAAGAUCCCAAACCUGUCUCGCCUGUUCAGCACUAUUGGGGCAGCUGGAUUUCGGAUACAUUUGGCGGGUGGGUGCCGCAGAGCUGGCUUCAUGAUUGUCACCAGGAAGGGGAACUCGAGUGGUUGUGCUUGCGAUGGAUCGGGUCUGAUAAGUACCAGCCGCUGCCCAGAGAGUUCUUGGAUGAGAAACGUGACCAUCCUCUUGUUCAGAGCUAUAUCGAGCAGGCGGCGGAGGAGGAGGAGGAGGAAGAGAGGGCGGCACACUAA